AUGGCAGGCCCGAGAGGCUCACACGUAGUGUUUGUUGGAAAUAUUCCCUACGAGUUAACUGAAGAGCAGCUCACCGAGAUAUUCAAGGAAGUCGGACCAGUAGUAUCCUUUCGACUCGUAUUUGAUAGGGAAACCGGUAGACCUCGCGGCUAUGGGUUUUGCGAGUAUCACGAUGCUGAAACGGCUGCUAGCGCAGUGAGAAACCUAAACAAUGUCGAAGUAGGUGGUCGUCCAUUGCGAGUAGACUACGCUGACGGUGAUCCUGCAGCAACGUCAUCAUCUGCCACAAUGGCAGAAAAGAGUGGUAUUGAGGGAAGGGGCAUGCAGCCAGCGGUACAGCAAAGUUCAUCUUCCCAACAGCCACAGCAAACGCCAUUGAUGACACAAGCUUCGCUUCCGCAAGGGAGCGGUCCGCAACAAUCAGCAGUUGAUACGAUUAGCAAGAAUCUUGCGACGAUGAGUCCAAAUCAGUUGUAUGAUGUUCUUGCGCAAGUCAAGUUAUUAAUACAAAAUAACAUCGACCAAGCGCGAGCCUUAUUGACUCAAAAUCCACAACUAUCAUACGCACUCUUUCAGUCAAUGCUUUUGCUAAACGUGGUCGAACCAGCAGUUCUCCAGCGCGGUCUCCAAUCAAAUAUACAAGCUGCCCCGCAACCAAACCAACAACCAAACCAACAACCACCUUCCCAUCCGCCGCCGCCACCAAUAGUAUCUAAUGUCCCAUUCCCGCAAACAGUUCCGCAGCCGGGUAAUGUUCCACCGGCCCAAUCUCAACCACCUGCAGCAAUGUAUCCAGGCAUAGCUCAACCAGCACCACCGCUGAUGCAGCAGCCGAUACAAUCGAUUCAACCGCAACAAAUGCCCCAGCAGAUGUCUCAGCCUGUGUUACAAGCUAUGCAACAGGUUAUGGGUGUCCCUGGAACAGCUGGCGGUGAUAUGCAAAUACAAGAGCAGAGGAAUUUAUUAUUACAAGUGCUACGACUCACUCAGCAGCAAAUCGAUUCGCUACCACCUGAACAACGAAAUAACAUCAUGCAACUGAAAGCACAGAUUAUGCUCAGUCAGACACCAUAA
Paraglomus brasilianum is the source of this 1074-nucleotide messenger RNA. The record is from the annotation of a GenBank genome assembly. NCBI's taxonomy places the organism in Eukaryota, Fungi, Glomeromycota, Glomeromycetes, Paraglomerales, Paraglomeraceae.